Messenger RNA from Cutaneotrichosporon cavernicola, 1293 nucleotides. RefSeq lists its product as uncharacterized. The transcript has 2 exons. The record is from RefSeq and is a predicted model, not a curated record. Gene Ontology annotation, molecular function: N-acetylglucosamine-6-phosphate deacetylase activity. Lineage: Eukaryota; Fungi; Basidiomycota; Tremellomycetes; Trichosporonales; Trichosporonaceae. The coding region runs from base 1 to 1293 and encodes 430 amino acids. Gene Ontology annotation, biological process: N-acetylglucosamine catabolic process.
AUGACUGACAUUGUGCGCUUCACCAACGGCUUCAUCGCCAUGCCUGACGGCACGGCGCUCAAGGGCGACCUGUAUGUCGACACGACGACGGGCCUCAUCAUCGCAGGCCAGGAGAACUUCUUCACGACUUGCCAGCGGCCAUCGCGGGUCGUUGACCUCGAUGGUGGCAUCCUCUCUCCAGGCUUGAUCGAUGUACAGAUCAACGGCGCGUAUGGUGUCGACUUCUCCGACGUCGAGCUCGGGCCUGGCGGCAACGACAAGUACCUCGCUGGCCUGGACCACGUCGCGGAGCGUAUCGUUGAGACGGGCACGACGUCUCUUGUGCCGACCAUUAUUACCCAGAAGGAGGAGCUGUAUGCCAAGCUCCUCCGCCUGCUUGCGCCCCGCUCGAGCAAGAACUCGGCUCACAUCCUUGGCUACCACGCCGAGGGCCCGUUCCUCCACCCGGACCGCAAGGGGAUGCACACCACCGAGCUCCUCUUGACUGCCAACACCACUCCUCCCAUCGAUGCGUUUGACGCCGUAUACGGCAAGGACGGCCUCGACCAGGAGGGUGUCAAGAUGAUCACGGCGGCGCCCGACGUUGAGGGCGUUAUGGACUGCAUCGAGCCGCUCACGAAGCGCGGCGUCAUCUUUAGCAUCGGCCACUCGGACGCCAACCUCAAGCAGGGACAGCAGGCUGUGGCGCGCGGCGCCAACAUGAUCACCCACUUGUUCAACGCUAUGCCUCCCAUCCACCACCGCGACCCCGGUCUCGUGGGUCUACUCGGCGAGACUGACGCGCGGCCAUACUAUGGCAUCAUUGCAGAUGGGCUUCACCUCCACCCAAACACUGUGCGGAUUGCGUACGGCGCUGCUCCCGAUCGCUGCAUCCUCGUCACCGAUGCGCAGUGGAUCCUCGACCCCACCCUCCCCGACGGUCUGCACCACUGGCGCGGCGGCUUCAGCUUCCACAAGGAGGGCCUGCGCGUCGUGCUGGAAGGGACAGACACGCUCGCUGGCUCUGCCAUCCCGUUCUACCAGUGUAUCGGCAACCUCUCCCAGUGGGCCGGCAUCACUAUCCCACAGGCGCUUGUCUGCGCGACAUAUCACCCGGCGCAGAUGCUCGGUGGGCGGGUCGCGCAAACAAAGGGCCAACUCAAUGUCGGCUUUGAUGCCGAUCUCGUCGUGUUCGGCUGGGACGGUUCCCUCCGCUCCACUUGGGUCAUGGGCAAGGAGGUGUACCGCAACCCCGAGAUUGCCAGCGGUAACGUGCUGCGGCCGCGCACCGAGGUCAACGGCAAGGCCCACUAA